AUGGUACAAGUCCCUGUGCAGUCACCCACCCUCUUUUCUUCUUGUCAUGCUUAUCUGCAACUGCUGCCAUCGAGCAUGAGAGAUUUCAAUGAACGCUGUGCCCAGUGUUCAGAAGUGAACUGGGGUCUGGCUGAUGGCAGAUUUUAUUGCAGAUCUUGUCACAAUGUUACUGAGAGAACUAGAGAAGUUGUAAAUGCUGAUUUUGUUUCUAAUACAAGAGUCCAAACAAUAUCCAAAGGUUUAACAAAGCAGGAAAAAAAUGAUGGAGGCUGUGAGUGGUAUGUUUGUGAAGGCUUUCAGCUUAUACUCAAGAAACAAGCUGAAGCUAUAGAAGCGUUAGGAGUGUGUCCACAAAUGAAGGAUGAAGUUCUGUACAAUUUUUGGAGGCAUUACCUUCAGAAGAGCAAACAGGCCUAUUGCAGUAGACCAGCUGGGGAAACUAUCAAAGCAUUAUCAGUUUGUGAUAGCAGUACUGAUAUAGACAGUGACCCACAGAGACCCAGCCUUCUACACUUGUUGUCUCUCUCUGAAAGUGAGGGGGAUUUACAGACUGAUUGCAGCUUUGCCUCAUCAACUAGCAAGGUCUCAGAAAGCACCUCUGUGUGCUCUGGAUCCGUAGAUGGUAGCUUGUAUUUAAUGAAGAACCAAAAGGAGAAACUGAGGAUGACGAUGCCAAUGACUCUUUCAUUUUGUUACAUGGCGUUACUCUGGUUGAGAGAACCAAUGACAUUAUCUGAUCUCUUAAGGUUUGUUAUUGAAGGUCAUAUUCCAUAUUUGAAUGUUUUUGAGCAUUUUCCGGAAAAGAUGAAGUUAUGUGGACUUGAUCUUAAGAUCUUUUGUGUGGAGUCAUGGCCUGGAUAUGAAGAAGUCUACAACAAAAUGCUUGAGCUUGCAGCAUUUUUAGACCUGCCUCGUUUUCCAGAUAUAACAGACAGCUGCUUUCUUCAUCCAGACAUGUUGUGCAUGAAGUACUUGAUGGAAGCUAAUUUACCUGAUGAAUUGCAUAAUUGGACUCGUCGGGUGGUGAAAAAGACCUCUAUUGGAGAAGCGGAUUUCCUGACUCUUGUGCCUGGAAAUAAGUCAACAAGAAAAGUGAAAUAUGAUGUUCUUGCUGUAGCAGUUAUUGUAGUAGUGCUCAAAUUACUGUUUUUGUUAGAUGACCACUAUGAAUGGUUACUGUCAAACUUUGCCAAGGAACAAAAUAAAAAUAACAAAGAAGGAGGUCCGUAUUUUGAGUUCAAAAAGUGGUACAAGGUUAUAAAAUGUUCCUUGGAUGUGGAGCAAAAGAAAUUGGAUGAAGAAAGAGCCAAGUAUCUGUGGAGGUGUGAAAAGCCACUGUUUUAUUCAGCCAAGAAUAAAGCUAGAGUUCUCAAGAGAAGACAAAUCGUUGUGAAUUUACAAAAUCAGUUUGGCAAGCUGUCUGGUUCAGUGCAACCUGCUGAAAAGCCACGUCCUUCAAGUUUUCAGUUAACCUGGUCUGAAGAAAACACAGAUGGGAGUUGUUUUCACGGGCAUAGCCUGAAGGGAAUUUUGCAAGAAAAAUGUGGUUUACUUACAGCUAUGAAUCCUGACUAUUGGCUGUGCACAGUUAAACUAUGUACAGAGAAAUUGUGUGGUCAUCUGGCUCAUUACAGAGAAGUGGACUUUCCACAGAGUUAUCAUUUUGUACUAAGAUUGUUCUCUUUUCUUCUGAGGAUACAGCCCUCUUAUAUCCAUGACGAGGUGUGUAUGAUAGAACACAAACUUUUUAAUAAAAAACUCUCUAAAAAGCCAAAAUACAACGCAGUCCUAAGGAAGUAA
Molecule: messenger RNA, 1800 nt
Organism: Chaetura pelagica (chimney swift)
Lineage: Eukaryota; Metazoa; Chordata; Aves; Apodiformes; Apodidae
Gene: TAF1B
Product: TATA box binding protein (TBP)-associated factor, RNA polymerase I, B, 63kDa
Exons: 15
Coding region: 1-1800 (599 amino acids)
Biological process (GO): nucleolar large rRNA transcription by RNA polymerase I; RNA polymerase I preinitiation complex assembly
Cellular component (GO): RNA polymerase transcription factor SL1 complex; RNA polymerase I core factor complex
Molecular function (GO): RNA polymerase I core promoter sequence-specific DNA binding
Source: RefSeq, a predicted model, not a curated record